Molecule: messenger RNA, 1685 nt
Organism: Solanum stenotomum
Lineage: Eukaryota; Viridiplantae; Streptophyta; Magnoliopsida; Solanales; Solanaceae
Exons: 3
Coding region: 371-1648 (425 amino acids)
Source: RefSeq, a predicted model, not a curated record
GCUAAUUAAUAGAGACCUAUGCAACUAGUUAUCACAACCUUGCCAUCUGUUUCUGCUACACAAAAAAAAACAGUCUUACAACUACAGUUACAGCCAUUUCAAUAAUUGAAUCAGAAAAUUUACCACAAAUUACAUUCAGAGUACUCUUUUCUUGUCUUUUUAUAGGUAAAUUAAUUUGUUUCACCAUUCACCAACAUUAUAGUAAAUUAAUUGCCUCGAUCUUCUAAAUCACCUCUUACUUAUAUCUGUUCAACUUUCUCUGUUUUUUUAUGUUGAAUUCUCUUCAAUUUUGCAUUUUAUACUUUCAGAACCCACAACCAAUUUAUAAAUCUUGAAUUUUUAAGAAAAUUCAUUUUUUUUUUGUUGAAUUAUGGCACAGAAGCAUUUGCAUGAGCUUUUAAAGGAAGAUCAAGAACCAUUUUACACUGCUAAUAAACGUUUUCAUCUCAAAAGACUUAAUUUUUCUUCUUCUAAAACUUCCUCUUUACAAAUCAAAAAAUUUCAAAAGCAAAUUAAUCAAACCCCAUCAUCUAAAUUAUGCAAAAAUACUUGUUUUUUCUCCUUCGGAGAAUCACCGGAAUUAAGAAAAUCCCCUUUGUGUUUACCUUCGCCGGCGCCGGCAAAGAGCCCGGAAAAUGGGAGAUUUGUUCUUAAUGUACCUGCAAGAACAGCUGCUCUGCUUCUUGAAGCUGCAAUGAGGAUUCAAAAACAACAGAGUUCAUCAAAACCAAAAACCCAAAUCAAAAAGGUGAAAUUUGGGGUUUUUGGGUCCAUUUUGAAGAAAUUGAAGGAUCGAAAUAGCGAUAAAAAUGGUGAAAAAAGUUUCUCAUGUUCGUGUAAUAAUAGCAGAGUUAACAGUGAAAUCAAUGAAGGGAAGUUAAUUGAUUUGGAGAAUUAUAGCAAUUAUGGUGAUUUUGGUUCGUCUCCGUUAAGCCCUUUUAGAUUUUCUCUUCAAAGAUGCCCGUCGACCUCCGGCUAUGUAUCGCCGGAAUUCACAUCGCCGGCAUCUUCUCCGGUUUGUCACAAGAAAGAGGACAAAGAAAAUUAUGAAACAAUUAUAGGGUUGGCAAGUAUUGAUCAACUAGAAGAAGAAGAAGAUAAAGAGCAAUGCAGUCCAGUUUCUGUAUUGGAUCCUCCAUUUGAGGAGGAGGAUGGACAUGCAAACAGGGACGAGGACGAGGAUGAGGAUGAGGAUUCUGAUCUCGAUUGCAAUUAUGCACUUGUACAAAGAGCACAACAACAACUUUUGUCUAAGCUUCGUCGAUUCGAGAAAUUGGCUGAAUUAGAUCCAAUUGAACUCGAGAAAAUAUUACUCGAGGAAGAAGAAGAAGAAGAAGAUGAUGAUCGCGUAGAGGAAGAAGAAUGUCAAGUUUUUAACUUGAUUUUCGAGGAAAAGUUUGAAGUUAAAAGUUUGAACUAUGGAGAAGCCGUUUUUGGAAGAGAAUGCAAGAAGAUAGAUUUAUCAUCGCAAGAAUUAAGAUCAAAUACCAUCGAUAUGAUGGUAAAAUCGAAUUUGAAAAGUGAGUUUGAUGAUUGGAAUGAGUUUCAAGAUCAAAGAGAAGAAACCGCGAUAGAAUUUGCUUUUUCUAUAUUUGGAUUGUUAGUUGACGAAUUAGGAGAGGAGCUAAUUCAUUUAGCUCACUCCUAAAAAAACGUGAAUUUCUAAUGGACGUUUCAUUGGAGGA